GUGGGAGCACCACCUCCGCACAGGCACCUCGCACCAGUGGAGUCUGGUCUCUGCAGCCCCUAACUCUCUCUACCCCUGAAAGCGAGACCCCUCGUCUCAAGGAGGUUCUUGCCCUCACAGCGUCGCCGUCGUUUCUAUUGCAGAUUUUUUUUUUUUCUUACUAUAAACUGAGGGGGACGUGAGAAGUCCUGACAGAGGCGGCACGAUGACAGCUGUCGAAACCCAAAUAACAUACAGCAACUCCUAUACGAUCCACCAUGAAGAAGCGUACAUGACCCAAGAGGAGGACUGGGACAGGGACCUGCUGCUGGACCCUGCCUGGGAGAAGCAGCAGAGGAAGACCUUCACAGCUUGGUGCAACUCCCACUUGAGGAAGGCUGGGACACAGAUCGAGAACAUUGAAGAGGAUUUCAGAAAUGGCCUCAAACUCAUGCUGCUGCUGGAGGUCAUAUCAGGCGAGAGGCUGCCCAAACCCGACAAAGGCAAGAUGCGUUUCCACAAGAUUGCCAACGUGAAUAAAGCCCUGGACUUCAUCUGCAGCAAGGGGGUCAAGCUGGUGUCUAUUGGUGCUGAGGAAAUUGUUGACGGUAAUGUGAAGAUGACCCUUGGUAUGAUCUGGACCAUCAUCCUGCGCUUUGCCAUCCAGGAUAUCUCUGUGGAAGAGACCUCUGCUAAGGAGGGUCUGCUGCUGUGGUGCCAGAGGAAGACUGCCCCCUACAGGAACGUCAAUGUGCAGAACUUCCACAUCAGUUGGAAGGACGGCCUGGCUCUGUGUGCCCUCAUCCACAGACACAGACCUGACCUCAUUGACUACUCCAAACUGAGAAAGGAUGACCCCAUUGGCAACCUGAACACCGCCUUCGAGGUGGCUGAGAAGUUCCUGGACAUCCCCAAGAUGCUUGACGCUGAAGAUAUUGUGAACACACCCAAACCUGAUGAGAAGGCCAUCAUGACCUAUGUGUCCUGCUUCUACCACGCCUUCGCCGGUGCUGAGCAGGCAGAGACAGCCGCCAACCGUAUCUGCAAGGUGCUGGCCGUCAACCAGGAGAAUGAGAAACUGAUGGAGGAGUACGAGAAGCUGGCCAGCGAGCUGCUCGAGUGGAUCCGCCGCACCAUCCCCUGGCUGGAGAACCGCGUGACGGAGCAGACCAUGCGCGCCAUGCAGCAGAAGCUGGAGGAUUUCCGCGACUACCGCCGCAUCCACAAGCCGCCUCGUGUACAGGAGAAGUGCCAGCUGGAGAUCAACUUCAACACCCUCCAGACCAAGCUAAGGCUCAGCAACAGGCCCGCCUUCAUGCCCUCCGAGGGCAAGAUGGUGUCGGAUAUUGCCAAUGCCUGGAAGGGUCUGGAGCAGGUGGAGAAGGGCUAUGAGGAGUGGCUGCUGACCGAGAUCCGUCGCCUGGAGAGACUCGACCACCUGGCUGAGAAGUUCAAGCAGAAGUGCUCCAUGCAUGAGGCCUGGACUGCAGGUAAGGAGGACCUGCUGUCCCAAAAGGACUAUGAGUCAGCUUCUCUGAUGGAGAUCAGAGCCCUCAUGAGGAAGCAUGAGGCCUUCGAGAGUGACCUCGCUGCUCACCAGGACAGGGUGGAGCAGAUCGCUGCCAUCGCCCAGGAGCUGAAUGAGCUGGACUACCAUGAUGCUGCCACAGUCAACGCCCGCUGCCAGGGCAUCUGUGACCAGUGGGACAACCUGGGCACCCUCACCCAGAAGAGGAGGGACGCACUGGAGCGUGUGGAGAAGCUGUGGGAGACUAUUGACCAGUUGUAUCUGGAGUUUGCCAAGAGGGCAGCGCCCUUCAACAACUGGAUGGAUGGAGCCAUGGAGGACCUGCAGGACAUGUUCAUUGUCCACAGCAUUGAGGAGAUCCAGAGUCUGAUCACUGCUCACGACCAGUUCAAGGCCACUCUGCCUGAGGCCGACAAGGAGCGCAUGGCCACCAUGGGCAUCCACAGUGAGAUCCUGAAGAUCGCCCAGACCUACGGCAUCAAGCUGUCCGGAAUCAACCCUUACACCAACCUCAGCCCCCAGGAUAUCAGCAAUAAGUGGGACACUGUUAAGCACCUUGUACCCCUCAGAGACCAAAUGCUCCAGGAGGAGGUGGCAAGACAGCAGGCCAACGAGAGACUGAGGCGCCAGUUUGCUGCCCAGGCCAACAUCAUCGGACCCUGGAUACAAACCAAGAUGGAGGAGAUCAGCCACGUGUCAGUGGACAUCGCCGGCUCCCUGGAGGAACAGAUGAACAGCCUGAAGCAGUACGAGCAGAACAUCAUCAACUACAAAUCCAACAUCGACAAGCUGGAGGGAGACCACCAGCUCAGCCAGGAGUCCCUCAUCUUCGACAACAAGCACACCAACUACACCAUGGAGCACAUCCGUGUGGGCUGGGAGCAGCUGCUCACCACUAUCGCCAGGACCAUCAACGAGGUGGAGAACCAGAUCCUAACGCGCGACGCCAAGGGCAUCAGCCAGGAACAGCUCAACGAGUUCAGAGCCUCCUUUAACCACUUCGACAGGGUGAGGCAUUCGCUGACCACAGUCACAAAAAAGGAAUUUCACACUAUACAUGGCCAAGAUCUUGAUGUUAAUAAGAGAAAUGGCAUGAUGGACCCAGACGACUUCCGCGCCUGCCUCAUCUCCAUGGGUUACGAUCUGGGUGAGGUGGAGUUUGCUCGUAUCAUGACCUUGGUGGACGCCAACAACACGGGCGUGGUGACCUUCCAGGCCUUCAUUGACUUCAUGACCCGCGAGACCGCUGAGACGGACACUGCAGAACAGGUCAUGGCCUCCUUCAAGAUUCUGGCCUCAGACAAGAAUUACAUUACAGUGGAGGAGCUGCGCAGGGAGCUGCCGCCCGAGCAGGCCGAGUACUGCAUCAGCCGCAUGACCAGGUACAUCGGACCCGACAGCCCCUCCGGCGCCCUGGACUACAUCUCCUUCUCCAGCGCCCUCUACGGAGAGAGCGACUUAUAA
Xiphias gladius (swordfish) is the source of this 2971-nucleotide messenger RNA. RefSeq names its product actinin alpha 3b (gene actn3b). Gene Ontology annotation, molecular function: actin filament binding; calcium ion binding. The transcript is spliced from 21 exons. Gene Ontology annotation, biological process: actin cytoskeleton organization; muscle cell development. Gene Ontology annotation, cellular component: cell junction; cortical actin cytoskeleton; plasma membrane. The coding region runs from base 206 to 2971 and encodes 921 amino acids. NCBI's taxonomy places the organism in Eukaryota, Metazoa, Chordata, Actinopteri, Istiophoriformes, Xiphiidae. The record is from RefSeq and is a predicted model, not a curated record.